AUGACAGUUCGAGCUGCCUACGAGUCAGUCUGGUUGCGUGAAAAUGUGGUUGCCGUCCACGGACGAAAUGGUGUCGACUCGUUGGCACUGGCGCUGUGCUUUGUCGUGUUUUGGAGUCACUGCAUCAUCCUGAUGGCGAUCGACUGCUCAAAACCCACGUGGGCUCAAAAGUACAAAGUGCAGCACGACAAGUUUGCCACAGCGGACAUGAUGAAAAAGGCGGUGAGUGUGGCGCUGCUCAACUUAGUGGGGAUCGCCCUGCCCAUGGCACUCGUUUUGGUGAAAAUUGGCCUGCCGUGGAGAGGAACAGCGUCACACGGGCCGCUGCCAACAUGGCUCUCGGUUCUCGUGGACUUUUCCUGUUUUCUGAUCGUGGAAGAAGUCUUAUUCUACUACGCGCAUCGCUUGAUGCACACCAAGGUAAUGUACGCUGCGUAUCACAAGAAGCACCACGAGUUUACUGCACCCAUCGGCGUCGCUGCUAUCUACUGCACACCCGUUGAGAUGGCAGUGGUCAACGUGCUGCCCGUGAUAGCUGGGCCCUUGUUGAUGGGGUCGCAUGUCACGACGACCACGGCUUGGUUUUGCGUGGCCCUCAUCAACACAGUGCAAACCCACUCUGGGUAUGACUUUCCACUUAUGGUGGCGUGCCCAGUCGCACAUGAGCACCAUCAUGAGACGUUUACGGAGAACUUUGGGUUGGUCGUCGAGGGGGGAUGGCGGGCUUUUUGA
Aphanomyces invadans is the source of this 732-nucleotide messenger RNA. RefSeq lists its product as hypothetical. The record is from RefSeq and is a predicted model, not a curated record. Bases 1 to 732 code for a protein of 243 amino acids. Gene Ontology annotation, molecular function: iron ion binding; C-4 methylsterol oxidase activity. Gene Ontology annotation, biological process: sterol biosynthetic process. The transcript has 7 exons. Lineage: Eukaryota; Oomycota; Saprolegniomycetes; Saprolegniales; Verrucalvaceae.